Messenger RNA from Arachis ipaensis, 1178 nucleotides. RefSeq lists its product as uncharacterized. The record is from RefSeq and is a predicted model, not a curated record. Lineage: Eukaryota; Viridiplantae; Streptophyta; Magnoliopsida; Fabales; Fabaceae.
UUGAUUUUCAAGGUUUUCUACACUUGGCGUGGCUUUAUAUCCAUUGUGUGCGUUACACAUAGAGAAGGAGCAAUCCUCUUUCGCAGUGAGUGAUCCCCACCCGAAAUUUUUCCCAAAUGCAAUACCCAUGAACAACGGAAAGUACAGGCUCUAUGCUAUGCGCAGGGGACGUAUUCUUGGAAUCUACACGUCUUGGGAGGACUGUAAAGAACAAGUUAACGAAUUUAAAGAUGCAGAGUUCAAGGGUUUCUGCCUCCUGAGAGACGCCCAACAUUGGUUGGGAGUUGUUAAUCCACCAUUGACACUACCCCCACCUCCGGAGCUCGAUUCUGGAGUUCAUCCUCCGACGGGACUGUUUGAGCAAUCGUUCUCUUUAUCCAAAUACUUUAACAGCAUGCACGUUGGCCCAACAUUGGGUGAGUCAUCACAGAAAGCAUUCGUUCCUUGUUCUCAGAUACCACAAGGACCGAAUAUUGUUCCGGAGACUUCUUUGACUCAGUUUGUACUGGUUGAAGACAUAGAGGUCUAUCUCAUUCGUGUUUGCUGCCAGCUGAGGCUUGAUUAUCCGGCCUUUAACAGGCGUGAGUUUUUCUCCGACAGUGGUGAGUUGCUUCAUGGCUACUGGGUGACGCUGCAAUCACAACAACGCGAUGUUAAUUGGAUCGUCGAGGGUGGGUUCUCAUCGGAUGAGCAGACCGCAAGGCAGGACACGUCGUUCAAAAUGUUAGGGAAGGUGUUAUCUUUGGUGGGGAAGGAAAUCCACGACUACAACUACAGGAUCGUGGCAGCCUUGAGAGUUUGAAUUGAGGAGCUGGAAUGGCAACUACCAAACCCCGUACACCAGUGAAUCCGGGAUCUCAAACAGGAGAACUGAAAGCUUAGGUCUGACCUUCAGAAGUAUAAUGACUUAUUCGAGACUUGAAUGGAGGGUUGACUAUGGUUGCAAGUUUCUACAUUCACAGUUUAGCAGCUUAUUGUUAAGUCUUCAUGUUUAGUAGUUAUUCCUGUUUACAUUUUUCUGUUGUUAACGUCGAUGGUGAGUCUUGUAACGUGGUGAACGGUGAUGUUGUUGUUGGGUAUACUUUGCUUUCCAGUAAUUUCCAAGGACGGUUGAUGAACUAAUUAUGCAAAUGUUCAGGUUAAUUACAUAUUUUACGGUGGUUGGGUUUGUGAAUUAC